AUGAUAUUUGAUUUCUGUUUAGUUUUACUGACAAAUCUUCUUUUGGACGACUUGAAACGUUCAUCUCCUUCAAGAGUAGUCAUUAUUUCAUCAAAACUUCAUGAUUCAAAUGCAAGACUUGGAAAUCCUCCAAAGUUCAAAUGGGACUUAGAUGAGAUUAACAAUGAGAUGGAUUACGAUGGAAUGGUUGCUUACAAAAAUUCGAAACUGGCCAAUAUUUGGUUUGCAUACGAAUUAGCUCGAAGAUUAGAAAGUACAGGAGUCGAUGUUCAUGUUGUUUGUCCGGUACAGAUUAUAAUGCUAUGCUUCUCUUAUUUCGGUAGUGAAUGUGAAGUAUUUGCUGCCACGUCUAACACUCUUAAUGGUAAAACUGGAGUAUUUAUAUCUGAUAUGAAAGAAGCACGUUCAAGCGAAGAAUCGUACAAUGUAGAAAAAGCAAAACGAUUAUGGGAUUUAAGUGAACAGUUGACACAUCAAAAUAUUUGA
Messenger RNA from Rotaria sp. Silwood2, 486 nucleotides. Lineage: Eukaryota; Metazoa; Rotifera; Eurotatoria; Philodinida; Philodinidae. The record is from the annotation of a GenBank genome assembly.